Molecule: messenger RNA, 1446 nt
Organism: Penicillium paradoxum
Lineage: Eukaryota; Fungi; Ascomycota; Eurotiomycetes; Eurotiales; Aspergillaceae
Product: Zn(II)2Cys6 transcription factor
Exons: 2
Coding region: 1-1446 (481 amino acids)
Biological process (GO): regulation of DNA-templated transcription; DNA-templated transcription
Cellular component (GO): nucleus
Molecular function (GO): DNA binding; DNA-binding transcription factor activity, RNA polymerase II-specific; zinc ion binding
Source: RefSeq, a predicted model, not a curated record
AUGCCGACUGCCGAUCUAACAAUCUCACCCUUUUUGUCUGUUUUCAGAUCGGCAAAUCCGCGAGCGAAACAGGUCUGCCAGGAGUGCCGAGCUCGCAAAGUUGGCUGCGAUGGUAGGCUUUCUACCUGCAGCAACUGCGAGCGCCUGGGCUUCCAAUGUUCCUUUACCCGGCGUGGCGAGCCGUCUGUGAUGGCUAAUACGCGAUUCGUGACAAAGAACGUGAACCGACCUAGACGGCUACGAGGGCCAAACUCCUGUUCACAAUGCCGGGUGCGCAAGGUCCGCUGUUCUAAUACGCACCCGCAAUGUGCCAACUGUGUCAAACACGAUAGACCUUGUUCAUACCCUCCAUCGAAGGUGGACCAGCAGCCUGACAGUAAUCCUACGGGAGAUCAGGAGCAUCACAUACCUCUUUCCUGCUCUCCAGAAGCUCGCGCCACAAACCCUGUUAUUCUAGCGCAUGAAUCGGUAUCGGUUCAGAACAGUGCCUCAAUAUCCGAUCCCAGCGAAGAAACCGUCCCGGGAGACCCUUCUCCUGCAAAGACGACAGAACUGGUCUAUAGCUUUUUUGAACAUCUCUAUCCCGUUCCUUCCUUUGCCUUCUUACAUCCCGCCUCCACCUUGGCUCAGUGUAAGGAAGCCACCCUGGAGCGACCGCUGGUUCUUGCAAUUUGUGCUUUGACUUCCUUUCACGUGAAUGUUAAUGGUUUAGCUGUCAGCCGGGAGAAAAGUACGGAAUGGGUCUCAGAUGCGGAAGAAAUCAUCUGGAGGCGCCUGGAGCAUCCAUCAAUGCCUCAGUUGCAAGCUCUGCUGUUGACUAUCAGCUACCGAAUGGCAACCGGGAGGUACGAGAAAGCAUUCAUGCUAACUGCGAUAGCCGCCCGCGCUGCAUCUGCCAUGGGUUUGAAUCAUGAGCACACAUAUUUGGACCCGAUAUCGGAGGAGACACGGCGUCGCACAGUAUGGUGUUUCAAGUUGCUGGAGUCUUAUUUCUCUAUCGGACUGACAGAAUUUGAAGUAUGCCCAUUUGAGUGCAUUUACUUGCACCUCCCGUCAUGUGAAGACUCCUUCGGUUUGCUAAGCCCUCCGGGCUCUCAACAUCUUGUCAUUGAGGCGUUGAGGGAUCGAAACGAGUCGGGAUCGCUGACUAUGUGUAUCCGUUUGGCCUCGGUUCGAAGGGACAUUAUGAAGCUAACUCGAGAGCUCGCUGUCUGCAGUGAGCCAUACUUGCAUCUCAAAGACGUGACUGGGGGUCUCGACGAGAUUCUUUUCGAAGUCAAAACAGCGAUGCCGAAUCAAGCAGAAAUUUCACCCGCAGGAUUGAAGAAAUUAAUUGCAAGUCCUUGGCUGCCGCGGCAUAUUAUGAUGGUCACCUUAUGGCAUGGAUGUUACUUUGAUCUCUAUCGCAUCUUCCUCCCCGGAUACCCGGAAGCUCCCCCCGGGUAG